Messenger RNA from Ictidomys tridecemlineatus (thirteen-lined ground squirrel), 902 nucleotides. It is a transcript of the gene Spink4, whose product is annotated as serine peptidase inhibitor Kazal type 4. The record is from RefSeq and is a predicted model, not a curated record. Lineage: Eukaryota; Metazoa; Chordata; Mammalia; Rodentia; Sciuridae. Gene Ontology annotation, molecular function: protein binding; serine-type endopeptidase inhibitor activity.
UCUCACUGCAUACUUAACAAAUGUUUCCCAUCUGCUCUCACCAAUCCAGUUUCACAGCUCUUCUGGGAGAGAGGCUGAGUCAGCAUUAUCAUCUCUUGUUUUGUGCACAGAAAAACUGAGGCCCAGUUAAGAAAAAUGGCUUUCCUAAGUCACAGGGAAGUACUGACAAAGGUAUCCAUGACUCCAGCCCCCUUUCUCUGCCUCCUCCUACUUGCUGUUUUUUCUGUUCUUUCUCUUCCCUUUUCUUUUUAAUUCAACUACCCUGUCCUUGCUCCAAUCUACUUUGCAAGUUAUCCAAACAUUUGCUCCCUCCAGAAAUCUGCCAUUCUCAUAGCCACAGCUCCAUGUCACCAGAAACUCAGAAUAUUUACCUUGAACCAGCCCUUUCCUGGUUCCAGGAUGCAGGGAUUAACUUGAGGUGACGCUCUUGUCUCCAACUGGUCCCAGAUAAGGGUGGGGAUCAGCACUAUAAACACGUUUCCAUCCUUCCUUGCCACCCAGGCCCCAGUUAGCUUGGGCCACACCAGCUCAGGAUCAGCAUGGCCUUCCGUCUAUGGGUGGUCACCCUGGCCUUGGUUGCCCUCCUCGCUCUGGACACGGAGGUUCCAGUGUCAGCAAGAAAGCGCAUUUUCUCAAGAAUGCCCAUCUGUGAGCACAUGACAGAGCCUCCAAAUUGUUCCCAGACACCAAACCUCGUCUGUGGCACUGAUGGGGUCACAUACAACAGUGAAUGUCAUCUCUGCUUGACCCGAAUAGAAACCAAAAAGGAUAUCCAGAUCAUAAAGGAUGGCAAAUGCUGACCCUGAAGGAGCGCCUCAAGCCAGGAAGCUUCAAGCUGGAGAACAGUGAUGGGCAGGGAAGAGAUGUGACAUAAAAUAAAAGCUCCAGCCCAGCCCAGGGAA